Molecule: messenger RNA, 1996 nt
Organism: Salvelinus fontinalis (brook trout)
Lineage: Eukaryota; Metazoa; Chordata; Actinopteri; Salmoniformes; Salmonidae
Product: intelectin-like
Exons: 7
Coding region: 83-1093 (336 amino acids)
Molecular function (GO): oligosaccharide binding
Source: RefSeq, a predicted model, not a curated record
UGUUGUCGUCCUCAGCCAUGAAGUACCUGGUAGUUGUAGUCCUAUCUCUGUGUCAGUGUUUGUGUUGUUGUCGUCCUCAGCCAUGAAGUACCUGGUAGUUGUAGUCCUGUCUCUGUCUCUGACUGGAGGAGGCUGUGUCUCAGUAGAUCCAGAUCUUCAGAUUGAGAUCCACAACACCAACAUCCUGUCCGGAGGCCCCAGCAUCCUGUCCGGAGGCCCCAGCGGGAACACUUCUGACUCCAAGACUGGACCUACCAGAUACACCGUCCAGAGCUGCAGACAACUCAAAGACCAAUACAACAUCAAGGAUGAUGGGAUAUACUACCUGACCACGGCUAGCGGGGCUGAGUACCAGACCUUCUGUGACAUGACCACGGCGGGCGGCGCCUGGACACUUGUGGCAAGCGUGCACGAGAACAACAUGUAUGGGAAGUGCACGGUGGGCGACCGCUGGACCAGCCAGCAGGGGAAUGACAUCAACUACCCAGGAGGAGACGGGAACUGGGAGAAUACUGCCACCUUUGGGACAGCAGAGGGCGCCACCUCUGACGACUUCAAGAACCCAGGGUAUUAUGACAUCAUGGCGGAGGACAUGUCUGUGUGGCAUGUUCCUAACAGAGCUCAGCUGCAGACGUGGAGAAACAGCUCUGUACUCCGUUACCACACUGAAGCCAAGUUCCUAGCCCAGUACGGAGGAAACCUCCACGGACUGUUCAAGCGGUAUCCAGUGAGGUAUGGAGCAGGAAAUUGCAACGACAAUGGACCUUCUAUCCCAGUGGAGUACGAUCUGGGAACUAAGGACACCACCAAAAUGUUCUAUGCUCCCCUCGCCAGAGGUGAGUUUCAGCCUGGCUUCAUCACUUUCCGAGUGAUAAACAGAGAACGUGCAGCCUUGGCCAUCUGCUCUGGGGUCAAACCUAUUGGCUGCAACAUGGAACACUACUGUGUUGGAGGAGGAGGACACUUCCCCGAGGCUGCUCCUAGACAGUGUGGUGACUUCUCCUCCUUUGACUGGGACGGCUACGGGACCAACACAGGCUAUAGCUCAUCCAAGGAGAUCACUGAAGCUGCCGUCCUGCUCUUCUACCGCUGAGAUCCUCAACGGCUUCAUUCUAGGAAGCCUUUGAUUGGCUAACUAGAUUAUUCACAUUUCUAGCGUAGGAAGCAUCAUUUCACACACCUGUUUGGGGAAGAGGGUGAUAUGAGAUGUAAUACCGGUUAUUGGCCACUAGGAGUGUUGAUCAAAGAACAGACAGAGGUUCUAAUCCUACUGAUGUUACACCAAGAACUGUAACUUUCAUAUCUUGAUAUUGUCUUCGUUCCUCUUGUCUCUGUCUCUCUCUUCCUCUUGUCUCUGUCUCUCUCUUCCUCUUGUCUCUGUCUCUCUCUUCCUCUUGUCUCUGUCUCUCUCUUCCUCUUGUCUCUGUCUCUCUCUUCCUCUUGUCUCUGUCUCUCUCUUCCUCUUGUCUCUGUCUCUCUCUUCCUAUUGUCUCUGUUUGUCUCUUCCUCUUGUCUCUGUCUCUCUCUUCCUCUUGUCUCUGUCUCUCUCUUCCUCUUGUCUCUGUCUCUCUCUUCCUCUUGUCUCUGUCUCUCUCUUCCUAUUGUCUCUGUUUGUCUCUUCCUCUUGCCUCUGUCUCUCUCUUCCUCUUGUCUCUGUCUCUCUCUUCCUCUUGUCUCUGUCUCUCUCUUCCUCUUGUCUCUGUCUCUCUCUUCCUCUUGUCUCUGUCUCUCUCUUCCUCUUGUCUCCGUCUCUCUCUUCAUCUUGUCUCCGUCUCUCUCUUCCUCUUGUCUCUGUCUCUCUCUUCCUCUUGUCUCUGUCUCGCUCUUCCUCUUGUCUCUGUCUCUCUCUUCAUCUUGUCUCCGUCUCUCUCUUCCUCUUGUCUCUGUCUCUCUCUUCCUCUUGUCUCUGUCUCGCUCUUCCUCUUGUCUCUGUCUCUCUCUUCCUCUUGUCUCUGUCUCUCUCUUCCUCUUGUCUCUGUUUGUCUCUCUUUCUGAA